This is a messenger RNA of Ustilaginoidea virens, 1179 nucleotides long. RefSeq lists its product as uncharacterized. The record is from RefSeq and is a predicted model, not a curated record. Lineage: Eukaryota; Fungi; Ascomycota; Sordariomycetes; Hypocreales; Clavicipitaceae. The coding region runs from base 1 to 1179 and encodes 392 amino acids. The transcript has 4 exons.
AUGUCUCCCCCGCCGGGAGUCGUCUCACGAUACGAAACCAGUGCCGUCUACACACACCCCGAGGCCAAGGUCGACAUCGUCCUGGUUCACGGCCUCAAUGGCGACCCCCAGAGGACGUGGACAGCAGGCAACGGCACGUUCUGGCCAACCGACCUCCUCCCCGCCUCUCUCAAGGGUGCGCACGCCAACGUGCUCGUCUACGGCUACAACGCCGACGUGUACUCCAAGAAGAAUGACCGCAGCGCCAGCGACAACUUCAUCCACCAGCAUGCCCAGACGCUGGUCACGAACCUGACCCUGUUUAGAAAGAGCGAAGGGACGUUCCGCAACCCCAUCAUCUGGGUGUGCCACAGCCUGGGAGGCAUCCUAGUCAAGCGGGCCCUUCUCUACUCCAACGACCUGAGGGUGACGCAUCACGAAGACUACCGGUCGAUAUUCGUGUCGACGUUUGGCCUCAUCUUCCUGGGCACGCCGCACUGCGGGUCCGACGCCGCCACAUGGGGGUUGGUGCUGCAGGGCAUGGCCGAUGCCAUUAUGCCCAGGAAGUUUUUCGAAUCCGAGUCCGUGCUGCUCAAGACGUUGAAGAAGGACAACGAGACAUUGUCCAACAUUAACAAUCACUUUCUGGAUAUCUAUCAGCGGUUUCGCAUCCACAUGGUUCACGAGAACCACAAGACUGACAUCAAGGGCACCAAAAUCACCAUAGUCGACGCCAACUCGGCGAGUCCCCAGCUCCCCGGUGUGACGUACUACGGCGUGGAAGCCACGCACUCCCAAAUGUGCAAAUUCGCCAGUGCAAACGCCCCCGGCUUCAGGGCGCUAUCCACCGACAUCCGUCAGUGGGUUCGGGACGCCCCGGCCUUCAUCAGCAUGCGAUGGGAAGCCGAGGAGCAGGAAAAGGCGUCGCGGAUGCGCAACGAGGUUCACGAGAGAAUAUCCCCAUUUAUGGCACCGACUCGUGCAAUCGUAGGCAGCUCCUCGUCGCGAAGCGGCAGUGACAUUUCCAACGUGUCGUCCCUCUCACUUUCCACGUCGACGCUGUCGCCGGCGCCGGGGGCCUUCCUCACAGCUCCAGGGCCGGGAGGUGGUGCUGCUGCUGCUCAGCCGGUGGGGGCUCGGGUUGUGGUGCUGGACGAAAUGCACGAUCUCGGGAAGAAAUUCUACAUGCUGUACAGGUAG